This is a messenger RNA of Pleurotus ostreatus (oyster mushroom), 753 nucleotides long. RefSeq lists its product as uncharacterized. Gene Ontology annotation, molecular function: hydrolase activity. Lineage: Eukaryota; Fungi; Basidiomycota; Agaricomycetes; Agaricales; Pleurotaceae. The transcript is spliced from 8 exons. The coding region runs from base 1 to 753 and encodes 250 amino acids. The record is from RefSeq and is a predicted model, not a curated record.
AUGAGUCUCUGCGCUGACUGUGUCAAAGGUGUUAGGCAUGAAGGCACCCUCGAAGGUCAACUGGAGAAUAUUGGGGGCAUUGAGUGCUAUACAGCUACCCCAGCGGGCGACUUCCCCAAGGACAAAGUGCUUUUAUUCCUUCCCGAUGCGUUCGGUAUCAGUCUUAUCAACUCCAAACUUUUAGUGGAUGACUUUGCUCGCAAUGGAUUCAAGACAGUAGCACCAGAUAUAUUCAACGGGGAUCCUGUUCCAGAAGACUAUCUAGACAGCAAGCGUCAGUUCUCCCUCGCAGACUGGUUCAAAACACAUGCGCCGGAACACACACGCCCGACUAUUGACAAGGUCGUAACGGCGCUGAAGGAACAAGGAGUAAAGCAUUUUGCUGCUACUGGGUAUUGCUUUGGAGGACGAUACUGCUUCGAUCUGGCCUUUGAUAACGUUGUAGAUGCGGUAGUUGUCUCACAUCCUUCUCUUUUAAAGAUUCCCGAAGACCUGGAGAAAUAUGCGAAGAACUCUAAGGCACCGCUCCUCAUCAACAGUUGUACAACUGACUCUCAGUUUCCUCUCGAAGCGCAAGCUCAGGCAGACCAAAUACUCGGAGGGGGUCAGUUCGCUCCUGGAUACAAAAGAGAGUACUGGGACGGUUGCACCCACGGCUUCGCCGUAAGGGGAGAUCUCAGCGAUCUUAAAGUCAAACAGGGGAAAGAGGGGUCCUUCAAGGCCGCUGUUCUAUGGUUCAAACAAUACCUUUAA